ACUUUUUUAAAACUAUAAUAAGAGUUUAUGUUUAGUUGUUAAAAUGGCCUAUUUUAUUGGACCAGAUAUAUCGGAUAGUGAUAUUUCGGACGACGAUUAUGUUUCUUACGAAAAUAUACCCGAGAAUACAGCAUUUAAGCAAGUAACUCGAGAAUUAACCGAAAAAGAGAAACAACAUCAAUUGAAUACUUCUAUGUACAAUGCUAUUUGUAAUAACAACGUAGAAGAUGUAAGAAAAUUCAUUAACAAUGGUUUUGACGUUAACACGUAUCUACAAAAUGAUUGGACACCUUUGUUUUUGGCCGUAUCCUUUGGUAGUGCUAAAUUAACAGAAGAAUUACUAAUGUCUUUAGCAGAUGUACAUUUGAAAAGAGACAGUUGCACAACACUUAUGAUGGCUUGUAACUGCCCCAAAGAAACUUCUCCUUGUACGGAAACAUUAAAAGUUAUAAGACUGUUAGUAAAUCACGGAGUUGAUGUUAAAGCUGUUAAUAAGACUAGAAUGACUGCUUUGAUGUUUGCUGCAAAUGUAGGUAAUUUACCGGCGGUUCAAUUUUUACUGCCAUUAUCUAAUAAAGAUGCCGAAGAUAACCAAAAGUGGACAGCGCUGUUUUGGGGGGUACAAGGAAAUGCAGUUGACGUAGUAAAAUAUUUAUUAGAACAAAAUUUGGAGUAUACUAAACCAGAUAUAAGAAACAACACCCCACUUGAUAUUGCUAAAGAUAACGAUUUUAAAAAUAUUAUUGAAUUAUUUCCACAAGAAGACGAAUAUAUGCUAUGUCCAAUAAAUCCGAAUGUAUUAUCAUUUGAUGAAAUGUUUACUGAUUUAAAUACUGCCCAACCUGAUUUCUUCUUAGAUACAUAUAACAUGCUCUGGGGUAUGAGAAGUGAAUGUCUGAUAAAACGCUUGAUUGAUAAAAAGUUAACUUUGAAAACAGUUUUAUCCAUAACUGAAGAAGAAUUGGAGGAACUUGGAGUGAAAAUGCCUUUUCAAAGAUACAGAAUCCUAGCGGGUUUAUACAAGUUUCAUAAACACCCUUUUCAUCCGAAAUCCAUACCAGUAGUGCCUUUAACUGAAACUUACAGUAAUAACGAUACUGCAAUACAGAUAUUAUCAGCUAUUAAACAAAUUAUCACUAUGGAAGCAGGGUUGCAUUUUAUAAUGAAACAUUGUAGCACAGAAGAUAUUUCGAUAGAACAACGCGCUUCCAUUAAGAAAAAUAUCAAAAACAUUAGAAAUAUAUUGACAAAGUGUAACAUUAUUUCCAAAAAGAUUUGUGAAAAAACUAAAAAUUUGGAUAAACAACGAGAACCUGUUGAUCUUAUUAAUAAAGAUUCUUGUCGACCCCUAAUACCUUGGAGAAAAAUUUUAUUUUCAGUUUCAGUUGUUACACUCAUACUUGUGAUUCAAUUCAAAAAAUGGUUAUGUUCGAUUUGUUGAUGAGGACUUCUGUAUUUUAUGAAUAUCAUAUUUGGCAACAAUGUUUUUUCAAUAAACGAUAGAAUAA
Molecule: messenger RNA, 1508 nt
Organism: Diorhabda carinulata
Lineage: Eukaryota; Metazoa; Arthropoda; Insecta; Coleoptera; Chrysomelidae
Exons: 2
Coding region: 44-1441 (465 amino acids)
Biological process (GO): piRNA processing
Cellular component (GO): pi-body
Molecular function (GO): protein binding
Source: RefSeq, a predicted model, not a curated record